AUUCUUAAAAGAUUAUGCCAAAAGUUUGCAUCAGUUUCCUUCGCCUGGUGUUUGGACCAUGAUUGAAUUUUUCGGCAUCGUUUUAAUUUCGCGGAUCGUUUAUUGCAGCUGAAAUUGAAAACUAAUCUCCUUUGAAAGCGUUUCCUUAUCGGUAAUGAAUUCGAAAAGUUUUCUAUCAAAGUAAUUAGGAUCAAGUCACACAAAGCUGCUUUGAAAAUCUCCAAGCCGAAUUCAGAAGAUGGUGACGAGCAGGAAGAAUUGCUGCCGACUGUGCCUGGCACCGGAAGAAGAAUGUAUUCCAGUUUUCUCCAACUUUGCGGCAGAUCGUCAACGUUUGGACCAGAAAAUCUUCGCUUGCGUUCAAAUUAAGGUCCUGCAUGAAGACGAUUUAUCAUCAAAGGUUUGCCAUGCUUGUAUAAGCUAUUUAAAUUCCUGGCAGAGCUUCAAAAAUCGUUGUGAUGCUGCGGAGAAGCGCCAGAAAAGCUGGAUUGAAAUCGACCGAGUGGCUGGUAGCGUUGCCGUUGAUCGGAAUGCCGUUAUCCAGCAUGUCAAGGAGCUCUGCCCAGGAGUAACCAUAGAAAGUAUUCCCCAAAAGAUACAACCGCGUCCCACGGAGACAGUAGAUGACAUACAAACAAGACACGAGAAAUUGCAAGAACAGCUUAAAAAGACGGGAGUUCAGAUCAGCAGCACUUCGGUUAACGUUAAUUUAAGCUCAGUUAAGGAAGAACCCAAGGAGCAAGAUGAUGAUAAUGAUGAACGGAAUGUUGUUAUGGAAUUGGAUCCUUCCCAGUUUUUAAUCCAAUCGCAUAAUGAGGCAGACUUCGAUGAUGAUUACGAUGAGGGCGAUUGUGGUGGGCCACCUCUUUUGGAAUCUUUGGGAUUACAUCACACACACAAUAAUGAUGGUGUGGGAAGCCAUCCUUCCGACAAUGAAACAGGCGAGGAUUACGAAGGCGACAACAUGCUACGUCCAAUGCUAGCAGCAUGUUCCGUAUGUGAAAUGACCUUCUCGAACCGAGCUAAUGCACGUCGCCAUGAACGGAAUAUUCAUGGGUUAAAACAGAAUAUAGUGAACCCAUUAGCGGCGCAAGUGCCGCCGGGAAUUUCCGAAUAUGCCGAACACCCCAAAACGUGCGAUAAUACUCCAAUCAUAUCUACAUCAACCGGCAUUCCCAGUAUUGAUUUGAAGGCCAAAUUCCGGAUGAAGUUAAAGGCGGACAGGGAAACGUACGAUUACAGAAACCCAUCCAAAUAUCGACAUUUGGUGACUCCCAACAGGUUGGCGUUUAUAUUAAGGAAUCUCGAGUUCCUAGAGCAAGCCCAGGAAAUGAAAUGCAAAUGUUGCAACAAAAUUUACCCAUCCUAUAAGUACUUCAUGGGUCAUAUGCGCAAACGGUAUCCGAAUUUGCCUCGAAAUGUGUGCUUCAAAUGUUUGAGACAAUUCGGCAGCAAGGGCCAGUUCAUAGGUCAUUUGAAGCGCAAAAACUGCAUCAAUCUGUAUACGAUAGUAAUGGCCGAUGACAACAUUUCCAAAACACCUACCGUGGCCACAUCACUCGCCGAUGUCCCAGGCACUAACGAAGUGAUUGCAAACAAGAGCUACGGAUGCAAAUUGUGUAACAAGGAGUUCAAACCGAAAAUCAACUUUCGUCAACACGUGUUCGAGGCACACCCGGAGGUGCAGCGCAGCAAGGAAAGGCCGGACCCAUCGUGUGCGUUUUGCCAGAAGCGAUUCGAAGAUGCCGUCUUGCGUCGGAGACACUACAACAAUCUCGAAUGCAUCAUGUUCAUUGUGUGCUGUUCGUGUGGUGAGCGUUUCGAGGAGCAUACUGCAUAUGUCGAUCACGUGUAUCAGCACCAUUUGCCACCACAACAAACGGGACACGACGAGUAUGGUUAUGAGCUGUUCGAUCAGGAUGGUAAUUCUUCAUCGUCCCAAUUGCGAAAUCCACAAAAUUGCCCGGUUUGCAACAAACAAUACAAUAAUUAUUACAAUGUUCUACGCCAUAUGGAAUCUAAGCAUCCGAACCAGCUGCCGCAGAUCUAUCAGUGCAAUAAGUGUCCAGAAGGAUUUCCCAGGCAGUCUGAACUUAGGGAUCAUUUACAAACUGCUCACGGUGAAAACGCAAUAAAGAUGCAGAAACAACAACAACAACACGUGACUCAUUUUUCAUGUAAGGAUUGUGAACAAACAUUUGCGACCUUGACAGAAUGGCUUGAUCAUCAAAACGUUGCGCAUGCAAGAUUCAACUGUCUAAAGUGUGAUUUCAAAAGCGAAAACCGAGAAGCUUUCACCGUUCACUGCUUUAUGGAGCAUAGAAAUUUCAACACUAGUGCGUCAAAAGUUCAGUUGUAUUCAUGCCGGCAAUGUACGAAUACUUACAGUUCGAUAGAUAGUCUACAAGAGCAUAUUGAAUCCCAACAUAACUCGACGAAUGAUUCAACCAAAGCAAAUUCAGGCAUAAAUGGGAACAAAUCGACAACUGAUGCAGUUGAAAACGAUGGUACAGCGGAGAACAUAGUCAAGGCAACCGUUCCAAUUAUUAAAACACUCAACUGCGGCUUGUGCGGAUUUGUUUUGACUGAUUACGAAGCACUUAGACAGCACAUGAGUAAAAUCCACAGCAUGGAUAAAAAGUUUUAUUAUUGCAAUCAGUGCACGGCAAAGUUCAUGAAUGAUAAAGGUCUUCGAGUGCACUUAUUCCGAGCUCACGGUAUCCGGGACGAGUCAAUUCCUACUCCGGUGGUAAGUGCCGGGGCUUCAUUAUUGAAACCGAUUCAGCAACCGCCGGUGGCACUACCAAAUUCGAAUCUGAUUCCGACGAUAGUUGGCGAGCCAGAACCGAGUGAGUCUGACAUGAAGGACUCGUUGGAAUGUAAUGUUUGCCAUAUAGUGUACAGGAGUGGUGAACAAUUGAAAAAUCACAUGCAAAGUGUUCAUUGGACAUUUGAAAAGGAUCACGCCGAUGCUGAGGAUAACACACCACAGGAUACUUUAUCAAUGUAUGCUGCCCAACAGCCACAUCUUUGGUUUCAGUGUCGAUACUGUGCAGAAAGUUUCAAUACUAGUAAAAGACUGACAAUUCACAUGAAUACCCAUGAGGAACAUGACCGAAGCGAUCACUCUUGUAAAGAUUGCGGUGGUAUCUAUAGUACAAAGAAAUCCCUCUGGGUUCACCGUUACAAGAAACAUCCGAAAAUACCGGACGCAUCGCCUUGUGAACUUUGCCCGCGAGUAUUCUUCGACAAAACGGAACUGAUGUACCACACAACGCAGGCACAUGCGGGUAGCAGCAACAACAUAAUUAACGGUGACAGAAACGGCGAGCAGUUUAACGAUAUGCAGUGCGCCAGCGAUGCACUGUUUUCAAUGUUGGACACAUCCGGCAGUAUCGGCAAUGAGAACACACGACAAACGGGCCGUAAACCAGACGAUACCAUUUAUCAAUGCGAUAUGUGCCCAAAAACAUUUCACAUCUUGAAUGCCCUGCAGGUGCACAGAGGCUGGCACUUCAGGUCGCCCGACGGACGAAAAGUUCGCGAUCCAAAUGAUAUUUGGCAGCCUGACCAAUUACCGCCGAGCAAGAUGAAAAGGAUGUCCCAUACCCAUCGGGGACCAUCGAAUGUUGUGUCGGGUCCAGUUACUAGCGGAACAUCUACGGAUAAAAGUCCACCGACAUGUCCAUAUUGCUAUUCCACGUUUGCCAGUGGGAACAAUUUGAAGCGUCACAUCGUAGAGGUGCACAAGCGAAGUGAAUCGAAACAAUCAGUCCAGCAAAGUAGUCCCAGUAUUUCGGCUGAAAUAGUGUCACCGAACUUCAUUGAGAAGUUUCGCGAGUGCACUGCAUGCUCGUUGAAGUUCAGCACCGUACCAGAAUGGAUAGAUCAUAAGCUAAGCCACGCCCGCGUACAGAAACCGUCAGAGAUGUUUGAAUGGUGUUGUGAAAUUUGUGGGAAAGCGUUCACCAGAAAAGAACGUUUGCUUCAGCAUAUUAUUUCUCAUUUGAAUGUGAAGGAACAUGAAGGCGAGGGUUCGGAGAGUGUGGCCGCCUUAAAUAAGAUACAUCAUGUAGACGGCGAAACAGAUAAUUCUGUCUAUAGAUCACAACAAGUAACCUCAUCUGUUGAAAUAAAAACGGAAGACGAUGAGAAUGACGAUAGUGAUGAUGAAGACGACGAACACGUUAUUGAGACCGAUUUUGUAGAUAAUGGUGAUGGAGAAGAUGGUGGUGACGAUGAAGAUGGCAGCAAUGGCUCAAAUAAUGAGGAUGAGUCAGAGAAUGAAGAUGACACUGCCGAGGCGAAAAAAGCAAAGCAAUACUGUUGUGAACUGUGCCAAGCACCGUUUGACUCUGCAGAGUUGCUUCGCAAGCAUGUGUUGGAGCAUUUCCUUAUUGGAGGACUAGGUAGUAACAUUCAGCUAUCCACUAGAACAUCUACGGAUUCCACUAGUUCUAGUAACAGUAGUAGUAGUGGUAGUUCAAGCAGUAAACAACAAAGCAGCAGUGAUGUUGUGGACUCAACGGAGGUUAAACAAGAACCAACUCGAUAAAUUAUUGCUUUUUAUCGCAAUCCAGUAGAUGUAUUGCAUUAGCGAAAGGUAAGUUAUUUUCGAAUUGACACGACAUGACAAAUUGCUACGUAAUGAGAUAAGUGUUUUCCUCGAUUAGUGUUGGUGCUUCUCGCAGUAAGCAUUAAUACUUCAAUAUCUAAUCAAUUACUAAUGAGAACCGCAUUUAACUUCUUGCAGACUGUAAUAACUAGUAGUAUUGAUCAAUAUUGUAUUUUACUCAAUAAAUAUUAAUAGAAAACA
Messenger RNA from Armigeres subalbatus, 4816 nucleotides. Its product is annotated as zinc finger protein hangover-like. The transcript has 10 exons. The coding region runs from base 239 to 4555 and encodes 1438 amino acids. Gene Ontology annotation, cellular component: chromosome; nucleus. Gene Ontology annotation, biological process: regulation of transcription by RNA polymerase II. The record is from RefSeq and is a predicted model, not a curated record. Gene Ontology annotation, molecular function: zinc ion binding; chromatin insulator sequence binding. Lineage: Eukaryota; Metazoa; Arthropoda; Insecta; Diptera; Culicidae.